Messenger RNA from Didymodactylos carnosus, 1105 nucleotides. NCBI's taxonomy places the organism in Eukaryota, Metazoa, Rotifera, Eurotatoria, Philodinida, Philodinidae. The record is from the annotation of a GenBank genome assembly.
AUGUCUACUGAAUACGACAUAGAACAGGGACAUAUUUAUGAAAAUGAUUAUGUACCUGCAUUAUCUUAUCAAACGGAAAACGAUGAAGAAAUAGAAGAAGAACCGAAAAAUGCCGAUUUUAGUCGCAAAAUUAAGCAUGAACAACGACAGAAAGCAAUUAAUUUAUUAAUCACACAUGGUUUACUGAUAAAAGGUGAUUAUUUCAUACAGCGUAAAAAGACAGCACGUGCAAAAAUGAAAGAAAAUAAACAGGAAGGAUUCGUCAAGGCAUUUCCCAAGACAGCAGCAGAAACGGAUAAACGGGAAUUUUGUAAAUCGUUAACAUAUUGCACGGGAUUGGAUUGGCUACAGUCUGUUGCAGCAUUCACAAGAUAUGCAAAUGAUAAUGCUCAACUUGGAAAUCCAUCAUAUCGUUUAUCACCCGAAUUUUCAAAUUUUUUGAAUAAUGCACCUUAUUACUCAACAUACGUUGGCUUUGAUAAGAACAGAUGGACAUUUGACACUGCAACCGACGCAAUAUCAUUACUCACCGGUGAUCAUGAUGACUUCUAUAAUAUACAUAACCGGAAGAAUAGUGUGCGCAGAAAGCAAGGAGUGACUGCUGUUGAUCCACAAGUGGAACAAACGCAAAAACUUGUACUUCGACUUCCAAAUAAUCAACUACCGUUCAAGGUUCAAACAGAUGCCUCUGACCAAGGCAUAGGAUGUGUUUUGUUACAACCAUAUCCAGAUGGAGAACGAUCAGUGAGUUAUUUAUCAAAAAAAUUAACGGCUGCACAAAAACGUUGGACACCGACUGAGCAAGAAUGUUAUGCAUUGCUAUGUGCUCUUGAUAAAUGGCACAUCUAUCUCAGUGGUAACAAAUUUACUUGGGACACCGAUCAUGAAGCCUUAAUCCAUCUUAAAAAUAAAGCUCAAGUGAACAAGAGAUGUGAACGCUGGCGUCUCAAGAUCGCCGAAUAUCAAAUCAAAAUUCAUCACAUCAAAGGCGUAAAUAAUCGAAUGCCAGACUACCUCAGCCGAUCACCAGUCGAUGAACCAGAAGAGGAUCCCGACGAUCUAAUCAAUCAGUCAACUAAAUCAACACAAACCGACGAACCUUCUU